This is a messenger RNA of Durio zibethinus, 534 nucleotides long. NCBI's taxonomy places the organism in Eukaryota, Viridiplantae, Streptophyta, Magnoliopsida, Malvales, Malvaceae. The record is from RefSeq and is a predicted model, not a curated record.
AUGGAAAUCAAACGGGACAAAUCCUCAAACUUGCUUCCUUUAUUAGAUAGGCACAAAGUUAUUGUUUAUGAUACACCUGUUUGUGUCUUUACCAACAUAUUUAUUGUUUCUUCUUCACCAGGAAAGAUGCAACAUGAUCUUCUAAGAGAGCUGGCUAUCUAUCUGAGCAGCUUGGACCCUGUUGAAAAAAGAAAGAGGAUAAUUGUAGAACUAAGCAGCAAUAAUUUUCCCAAUUGGUGGUUGGAAGAAAAGCAACCACCUCUUGUCUAUUUCCACAGGUUGUUAUCUGUACCUCUCCAACCUUCAGACACAUACACACAAAUUAAGAAAUUUACUCAUACCGCUAACUUCUUUAAGCCGUUUAAUCACGAUGAAACAUUCUCAUUCAAUUGGGGCAGCAUUCAAGCCCCAGAAGUUGAGGUUCUAGUUCUCAAUUUUCGGACAAAGAACUACACCUUGCCUGUCUUCAUGGAGAAAAUGGAGAAAUUGAAGAUUUUGAUAGUCAUGAAUAAUGGUAUCUACCCACCGAAUUAA